This is a messenger RNA of Emiliania huxleyi CCMP1516, 555 nucleotides long. RefSeq lists its product as hypothetical. Bases 1 to 555 code for a protein of 184 amino acids. The transcript has 3 exons. Lineage: Eukaryota; Haptophyta; Isochrysidales; Noelaerhabdaceae. The record is from RefSeq and is a predicted model, not a curated record. Gene Ontology annotation, molecular function: zinc ion binding.
AUGGAGAAGGAUAGCUCUCGGCUGCGCUUAAGCGUGAAGCGCGUCGACCAGCGCCGGUGGGCCGGCGAGGCGAACGGCGAUGGUGGCGCUGCUGCGGCCAAAGCCUUGGCGGCGGGCAAGGUGCGGGGCAGCCGCGUUUGCUCGCUCGGCAGCCGGGUAGCGCUCGACCCGAAAGCGCCCGUGAGUGCGCGGCUGCGGACUGUCAGCGGCGGGCGCGUCAAGCUACUGCUGCACGCGCAGCGGCCGCGCUCUUCGCGGCUGCCCCGGCCGAAGCGAUUUCGCGUGGAAGACCUCCACCAUGAGAGGGGCGACGACGACGACGAGGAGGAGGAGGAGGUGGACGAAGGCACCGAUCUCAUCUGCACCUGGCUGCAGUGCGAUGUGUGUGGCAAGUGGCGCAUCGUGCCCGACCACUCGGUCGGUGCCGAGGGCGAGCCAUGGUACUGCUCGAUGAACCUCGACCCUCGGCACAACCGCUGCAGCGUGCCGCAGCAGCCCGACGACGCUGUCGCCGACUUUUCGGACUUGCCGCGCGCCGCGCCCGAGCCGCCGUAG